This is a messenger RNA of Trichomonas vaginalis G3, 1911 nucleotides long. Its product is annotated as dynamin family. The transcript has a single exon. Gene Ontology annotation, cellular component: microtubule; cytoplasm; membrane. The record is from RefSeq and is a predicted model, not a curated record. The coding region runs from base 1 to 1911 and encodes 636 amino acids. Gene Ontology annotation, molecular function: GTP binding; microtubule binding; GTPase activity. Lineage: Eukaryota; Parabasalia; Trichomonadida; Trichomonadidae.
AUGGAGGAUUUAAUUCCUAUUAUUAACAGUCUCCAAGAUGUUUUUUCCACAGUUGGCUCCGAUGUCAUAUCGCUUCCACAAAUAGCUGUUGUUGGUAGCCAAAGUUCAGGUAAAUCCUCAGUUUUAGAGGCUGUCGUAGGACGUGAUUUCUUGCCACGUGGUUCUGGCAUUGUCACACGUCGUCCUCUUAUUUUACAGCUUGUCCAUCUUGACAAGGCUCCAGAAAAAGGAAAGCCACAAGAGUAUGGAGAAUUUGCUCAUAAGCCAGGCGAGAUUUUCACAGAUUUCAACAAAAUAAACGACGAAAUUAUCAAAGAAACAGAUAGAGUUACUGGUUCAGGAAGAAAUGUUUCCAAAGAUCCAAUCAGAUUAAAACUUUGGUCGGCAAAUGUUCUCAACCUUACAUUAGUCGAUUUACCUGGUCUUGUUAAAGUUGCUAUUGAUGGACAACCAGCAUCGAUUGUCCAAGAUAUCCAUGACAUGGUUAAAUCUUUCGUUGACAAACCUGAAUGCUUAAUUCUCGCAGUUACUCCAGCAAAUGCAGAUAUCGCAAACUCAGAUGCAUUGAGACUUGCUAGAGAAGUCGAUCCAAAGGGUGAUAGAACAAUUGGUGUCAUAACAAAGAUUGAUAUCAUGGACAAAGGAACAAAUGCAAGAGAAGUCCUUGAAAAUCGCAUAUACCCACUCAAGCUCGGUUACAUCGGGGUUGUUAACAGAUCUCAACAAGCAAUUAAUACAAAAAUGCCAAUGGAAAAAGCAAGGCAAUUAGAAAGAGAGUUCUUCGAAAAUCAUCGUGACUACUCAGACCUUGCGGAUCACUGCGGUACUAAGUAUCUUACAACUGUCCUUAAUAGAUUACUUAUGGACCACAUCAGGACAUCAAUGCCUGCUUUACGCCAUAAGAUCCAGACAAUGCUUGAGGACAAGCUUAAAGAGCUUGAAGGCUAUGGUUCUGAUCCAACCCAUAAUAAUGCAACAUUAAACGCCUUCAUAUUGGAUGUUAUUUCGAAAUACCUCGAAAUAUUCAAUAACUAUCUCAAUGGAAGAGGUUGUGAUGGAAAAGAAGCUAAAAAUGCUCAUGGCGGUCGUAUCGCAACUUUAUUCGCUGAUAAAUUCAAUACGAAGAUUGAUUCACUCCCAGGUCUGAAUGGAGUCGAGAUCAAGAGCCUCUACAAUCAAAUCAAGAACCAUACAGGAAUUGCUGUUCCUAUCUUUACUCCAAAUGACGCUUACGAUCACAUCUGCGCUCAUAUUAUUGACCAAUUUAAAGAACCUUCUCUUGCAGCCAUUGACGAUGUCGUUGAAAUUCUCUUUGAUCUCCACACCGAAGUCAAAUUUAUGGAAUUAGACAGAUUCAACGUUCUCGAUGGCGCCAUCAGAGCAGUUGUCGAUGAUUGCAUCAGAAGAUGCAUCCCAGAAUGCAGGCAAUUCAUUAACGACCUCAUUGAUGCUGAAAGAUCAUUUAUUAACAACAAGAGACCAGAUUUCAGAGGAAAUGAGAGAUUGUUCGCUCAUAAGGCAAAGAAUUUAAGAGAAAGACCUCUUCCUGUAAGGCCUCCGAUCUUAGAUCCAUGUUCAAUUUCAACACUCUUCGGAAGCUCAAAGAAUUACACUCAGCACCAAGGAGAAGAACUCAGAGAACUACAGGUCUCUGCCCAAGACUACUUUAACAUCAUCAGUGAACAAAUUAAAGAUGUCAUUCCAAAAACAAUCAUCCACUUGAUCGUUCAGAAGUCAUCCGACAUGCUCAGACCAGCAAUGAUUAAGGAUGUCUUCAACGCAGCCGACAGUUUGCAACUCGUUCAAGAAGAUCCUUCAAUUACAAAGAAGAGAAUUUCAUGCCGCCAGAUUGUUGAUGCUCUCCAAAGAGCUCAACAGAUCCUCCUCGACGUCAGAAUUGCCAAGUUUUAA